AUGCAGUCCGAGUUCGCUCAACUAGCUAAGCCAUAUCCAAACCGCGCAUUCGCUGCAGGCUUGGCCAUAUCAAAGAAAAGCUGCGGCGAUGGCUGGAAGCCUGAUUGGGACGGUGUCUUCCCGCUGAAGGUAUUCCGAGGGGCGGAAUAUCGUGCUGUGAGGGUUCCCGCUCACUGGGACGAUGAGUCGCUUCUGCGAGAGUUACGGAAGACCUAUGACGGGCUACGCAAGGUCUGGAGAAAAUGGUUUUCAUUGCGGAACGUCGGGUCGAUGACCAUAGUCUUGUUUCUCAGUAUCAUGCAGGAGGACCACUCUUUCAUAUACCCUCAACGAAUUGGGCCGGCCCGUGUGUCACCCGCCAAAAACAUGCGUCUCCGGUGGUUCCUGCACCAUCCUGAGUACAUGAAGGGACGGCAUGAAUUUAUGCAGGUUUUGACUGCCGACCCGGACCUCGGCAUCGAGUUCAUUGAGCGAUGGCAGCUCUCGCGCAUCGCGAUCGCAGUCUUGAUUCCCGUUUUUGCUUCCCUGGCGAUCGGGGUUGUUUAUAGCGGUGUCAUGGACGACCCCUCGACUGGAUUCACUAUUGCGGGCUACGUAACGUCCGCAUACUCCGUGUGUCUGGUGCUGGUAGGCCUUCUGAAUCUCGUCGACUUCUAG
Messenger RNA from Postia placenta MAD-698-R-SB12, 657 nucleotides. RefSeq lists its product as hypothetical. The coding region runs from base 1 to 657 and encodes 218 amino acids. The record is from RefSeq and is a predicted model, not a curated record. The transcript has 4 exons. Lineage: Eukaryota; Fungi; Basidiomycota; Agaricomycetes; Polyporales; Adustoporiaceae.